AUAGAGAGGUUAAAGAAGUUUAUGAAAUAUCUAAUGCUCAAAAAGCUAGUACAGUAGCGAGUAUGCCUAAUUCAAAUAGCAAGGCCAAUUCUAGCAAAUAUGGUAGCUGUAAAUAUAAGGAAGAAAAUAAAUCUGUGGGAAAUUGGCAAACAGAUUUUGAUGAUAGUAGCUCUGAGUUUUCUGAAAGUAGUAAUUCAAAUAGAGCAAGUAGUUACAAAAACAGAACUAGAAAGAGGCAGCAGUCUCGUAAUUAUGAGAGACCUCAAGGUAGCAAAGAUAAUAGUUUAAGUAUAAGAGAA
Molecule: messenger RNA, 299 nt
Organism: Scutellospora calospora
Lineage: Eukaryota; Fungi; Glomeromycota; Glomeromycetes; Diversisporales; Gigasporaceae
Source: the annotation of a GenBank genome assembly